AUGUGGCUUUUAGUUCGAAAGCCAAUGUGCAUAUAUGUGUCCGAACUCAAGCUAACCCAGCGUCUGGACCAUCGCCUGAGUCUCUCCGCUUCCAUGCGGACCAGGACCCAGCAUCCCGGACUGAGGUCCAGAGUCCGUCCGGUACCGAGACCCUUGGUGUCGGCUCUGUCCUGCAGCCGAACCAGGGCUUUCUCUGGGCUGCCUCCACACACCUGCUCGGCCCGAGCUCGGACACGCGCACACACACCUGUUGCUUUUGCCAGCUCUUCAGCGGACUCUCGACCUGCAGCAGCCGGAUCAGAGGAGCCUCAGGCGGACGCGGACAGAGGCCGCGCACCGGCCACCAUCCCCCCUGACGAUGUUAAACGGAUCCUGCGUCUUGCUCAUCCAGAGAGAUGGAGGCUGGCAGCUGCUGUGGGCUUCCUCACAGUCUCCAGUGCAGUAACCAUGUCGGCCCCAUUCCUCUUGGGUAAAGUGAUUGACACCAUUUACAGCAGUGGAGCAGACACCGAGGCCAUGACAGCCUCCCUGACGUCGUUGUGCAUGGUGCUGUCUGGAGUCUUUCUGUGUGGUGGAGCAGCCAACGCUGCCAGAGUCUACCUCAUGCAGAUCUCAGGACAACAGAUUGUUCGUGAUCUCAGAGCCUCUGUCUUCUCCUCCAUCCUCAGACAGGAAAUGGCCUUUUUUGAUAGAAAUAGAACCGGAGAGCUUAUCAACCGCCUCUCCGCUGACACGGCCGUGGUCGGACGCUCCAUCACAGACAACCUGUCAGACGGGUUAAGAGCCGUCGCACAGGCUGCUGCAGGUGUCAGCAUGAUGUUCUAUGUCUCCCCCAGUCUGGCAGGAUUUGUGCUGCUCAUUGUUCCUCCUGUGGCCGUUCUUGCCGUUAUCUAUGGCAGAUACCUUCGCUCCAUCUCCAGACGGACACAGGAUGCACUUGCACAAGCCACAGAGUUGGCAGAAGAACGUAUCAGCAACCUGCGGACGGUCCGAGCUUUUGGCAAAGAGCUUUCAGAGCUCAGCACAUACACAAAAAAGGCGGACCUGGUCCUGGGCUUGGCCCAGAAAGAAGCUCUGCUGCGAGCUGGUUUCUUUGGCGUGACUGGCCUAAGUGGGAACAUGAUGAUCCUGUCGGUGCUUUACAAAGGAGGCCUUCUGAUGGCCAGCCAGCACAUGACGGUGGGAGAGCUCUCAUCGUUCCUCAUGUACACCUUCUGGGUCGGCAUCAGUGUUGCAGGUCUCAGCUCAUUCUACUCUGAGCUGAUGAAAGGUUUUGGAGCAGGAUCGAGACUGUGGCAGCUGCUGGACAGACGGCCUGAGUUUCCUCUGAAUGAAGGCCAAGUGCUUCCUCCAGAGCAGCUGAAGGGCCAGCUACAGUUCAGUGAUGUGUCCUUUGCUUAUCCGACUCGUAAGGAGGCUCUGAUUUUCCAGAACCUCAGUCUGCUGGUGCCAGCUGGUUCUGUCAUGGCUGUGGUGGGAUCCAGCGGAUCUGGAAAAUCCACCCUGGUCUCGCUGCUGCUGCGGCUCUAUGACACUGAUGCUGGUGUCAUCACUAUCGACGGUCAUGACAUCAGGGAUCUUAACCCCUACUGGCUCAGGAGUCACAUAGGAACAGUCAGCCAGGAGCCUGUGCUGUUUUCUUGCUCUAUAAGGGAUAAUAUCGCGUACGGUGCCAUGGACCCAGACACUGUGACCACAGAGGACGUGUACAGAGCCGCCAGAGUGGCCAACGCCUACGACUUCAUCCAGGCUUUUCCUAAAGGCUUUGACACCGUGGUGGGUGAGAAAGGAGUGCUGCUGUCAGGUGGUCAGAAGCAGAGGAUCGCCAUAGCCAGAGCUCUGCUCAAGAAUCCUAAGAUCCUGCUGCUGGAUGAAGCUACAAGUGCAUUGGAUGCUGAGAACGAGUUCCUGGUCCAGGAGGCUCUGGAGCGUCUGAUGGAAGGGAGGACAGUCAUGAUCAUCGCUCACCGUCUGUCCACCAUCCAGAACGCCAACGCCGUGGCGGUCCUCGACCAGCACCGUAUAGCCGAGUGCGGGCCGCACACAGAGCUGCUGGGCAACAGACAAGGACUGUUCAGGAAGCUGAUGGAGAAACAAGCUUUUCUGCAGGACGAACAGAAACAAGCCCUGCGCUUUGUGCCGUUAACCGAACCGGGGACAAUGUGGGGUUUUCUUCGAAAGCCCGUUUGCGCACAUUUAUCCAAACUGCGGCUAAUUCAUAGCGGAAUGUCGUGUCUGGACCAUCGCCUGAGUCUCUCCGCCUCCCUGCGGACCAGGACCCAGAUUCCCGGGAUGAACUCCAGGGUCCGUCCGGUACCAGGACCCCUGGUGUCGGCUCUGUCCUGCAGCCGAACCAGGGCUUUCUCUGGGCUGCCUCCACACACCUGCUCGGCCCGAGCUCGGACACGCGCACACACACCUGUUGCUUUUGCCAGCUCUUCAGCGGACUCUCGACCUGCAGCAGCCGGAUCAGAGGAGCCUCAGGCGGACGCGGACAGAGGCCUCACGCCGGCCCAGGUCUCCCCCCAGGACGUGAGAAGGAUUGUGCGUCUCGCUCACCCGCAGAGGUGGAGGAUGGCAGCUGCUGUGGGCUUCCUCACAGUCUCCAGUGCAGUUUCCAUGUCGGCCCCGUUCCUCUUUGGUAAAGUGAUUGACACCAUUUACAGCAGUGGAGCAGACACCGAGGCCAUGACAGCCUCCCUGACGUCGUUGUGCAUGGUGCUGUCUGGAGUCUUUCUGUGUGGUGGAGCAGCCAACGCUGCCAGAGUCUACCUCAUGCAGAUCUCAGGACAACAGAUUGUUCGUGAUCUCAGAGUCUCUGUCUUCUCCUCCAUCCUCGGACAGGAAGUGGCCUUUUUUGAUAGAAAUAGAACCGGAGAGCUUAUCAACCGCCUCUCCGCUGACACGGCCGUGGUCGGCCACGCCGUCACGGACAACCUGUCAGACGGGUUAAGAGCCGUCGCACAGGCUGUCGCAGGUGUCAGCAUGAUGUUCUACGUCUCCCCCAGUCUGGCGAGCUUCGUGUUGCUCAUAGUUCCUCCCGUCGCCGGCCUCGCUGUUGUCUACGGCAGAUACAUUUACUCCAUCUCCAAGCGCACGCAGGAUGCUCUGGCCCAAGCCACACAGUUGGCAGAAGAAUGUAUCAGCAGCCUGCGGACGGUCCGAGCUUUUGGUCAAGAAUCAUUAGAGGUCAGCAAAUACACAGGGAAGGCGGAUCUGGUUCUGGGCUUGGCCCGAAAGGAAGCUCUGCUAGAAGCCGGGUACUUUGGAGUGGUUGGUGUCAGUAUGAACAUGAUGAUGCUGUUGGUGCUUUACAAAGGAGGCCUCCUGACGGCCAGCCAGCACAUGACGGUGGGAGCGCUCACGUCCUUCCUCAUGUACACCUUCUGGGUCGGCAUCAGCGUCACAGGUCUCAGCUCAUUCUACUCUGAGCUGAUGAAAGGUUUUGGAGCAGGAUCGAGACUGUGGCAGCUGCUGGACAGACGGCCUGAGUUUCCUCUGAAUGAAGGCCAAGUGCUUCCUCCAGAGCAGCUGAAGGGCCAGCUACAGUUCAGUGAUGUGUCCUUUGCUUAUCCGACUCGUAAGGAGGCUCUGAUUUUCCAGAACCUCAGUCUGCUGGUGCCAGCUGGUUCUGUCAUGGCUGUGGUGGGAUCCAGCGGAUCUGGAAAAUCCACCCUGGUCUCGCUGCUGCUGCGGCUCUAUGACACUGAUGCUGGUGUCAUCACUAUCGACGGUCAUGACAUCAGGGAUCUUAACCCCUACUGGCUCAGGAGUCACAUAGGAACAGUCAGCCAGGAGCCUGUGCUGUUUUCUUGCUCUAUAAGGGAUAAUAUCGCGUACGGUGCCAUGGACCCAGACACUGUGACCACAGAGGACGUGUACAGAGCCGCCAGAGUGGCCAACGCCUACGACUUCAUCCAGGCUUUUCCUAAAGGCUUUGACACCGUGGUGGGUGAGAAAGGAGUGCUGCUGUCAGGUGGUCAGAAGCAGAGGAUCGCCAUAGCCAGAGCUCUGCUCAAGAAUCCUAAGAUCCUGCUGCUGGAUGAAGCUACAAGUGCAUUGGAUGCUGAGAACGAGUUCCUGGUCCAGGAGGCUCUGGAGCGUCUGAUGGAAGGGAGGACAGUCAUGAUCAUCGCUCACCGUCUGUCCACCAUCCAGAACGCCAACGCCGUGGCGGUCCUCGACCAGCACCGUAUAGCCGAGUGCGGGCCGCACACAGAGCUGCUGGGCAACAGACAAGGACUGUUCAGGAAGCUGAUGGAGAAACAAGCUUUUCUGCAGGACGAACAGAAACAAGCCCUGCGCUGAGAGAACAGCAGGAGCAGACGUGAGGGAGGAACCUGGAGGUGAGGUCUGGGAAUGUGUCAGAAUGACUGCAGGGGGCGCUGUUGCCAUAAGCUACGCACUGUUUUAUCGCUGAGUCAAAGAUGUAUUGUUUGUUUUCGUGUGAUCUCUAUUUAAUUAACUGCGUUACUUUUAAUCCAGAGAUGAUUUUGGUGGGUUUGCUUUCAAGAGGAUCAGUAUUUACAUAAUUACUUAUUAUUAAUUUUUAGUGCAUUUAUAACAUUACAUUUGUAAAAUUACAAUGAAUACAUUUGAUUGACAAAAACUAUUUAGUGUGGUAAACAUAAAAUAAAGUAAGAAAGUAGGAGAAUAAUACAUUAUAUGGGCUCCUGUCCUGCAGAGGGCGCUGCAGCAGCUGCAGGAACAAGCACCAUGUGUUGGUCAGGUUUAUACCUCCUCUCCCUCUGUCUUUACCCUGGGAAUUUCCUGAACAAAAAAAGGCAAUAAAUAUACCACACAGCUGGAGCAAAAAUGUUGGGUUGGGAUUGUUGACGGUGCAGCUGCUGUUUUUAAGUAGGUAAAUGACAAAGGUCCACUAAAUCUGGACAGAAUGGCAGCAUUACAAGAUUCAGACUAUAAAGGUCAACAUUAACCACACACAAGCAUUAGAAAGCAGCUCACUGAGACAAACUGAUGACAACAUGUUGUUUAGACAUAAUAACUAAACAGAAGAGUUUGAGCUGUUCACACAUUUACAUCCAUGUAAUUAUGACGACUCGGGAUAAAUGGGAGAAAGUGUGAACCCAUCCUUUAACGGUUUCACCUCUUCAUUUUACACAGUCCUCAAUAAUCCUCAGACUCUCUUCAAAGUUACACCUGAAUGGAAAAUCAAAUCCAACCCGCUUCCUGUCUGAUCUCUUUUAAAAGAAUCUACUGUACACGCAGCGGUCUCAGUCGGAGCCCCGAUGCGCGGCUCCGGUGCCGGUUCCAGCUACCGGAUGCCAGCGCUUGUGCUAUUCUUACUCUUUCCCCGACACUCUCGCCCUCUGUGCUGCUCUCAUGGGAGAGUUGGCUGGAAAAGAAACACAACCGAAUAAAUAGCGAGGUAACACCGGGGAACAAAGCUCCGUCUGCUUCCACUUGUGUCCCCGAAACUGUUUCUGGCUGUAGUGGCCGCAUCGUACUUCUGAUCCAUGUCUACAUCACUAAACCCUGAAAGAAAUACUUCGCUCCAGAGGGUCUGCGUCGUCCUCAGGCAGCUUCUGAGAAACUCAACUCAUACUCGCUGCCACCUGUCACACACACCCUGUCACCUCUGGGUUCCUCCUCCCUCUUCGCCAAGUGGGUUCUCCAGGAGGCUCUGUGGAUUCUCCUCCCCCCUCGGCCCCUCUGACCUCCCCUCCCCUCCCCUCGCCUCCUCCUUCCCCCUCCCUCUUUCAGCCCCCAACAACUGCUGUCCAUUUACAUUUUAGGCGUUUCACAGGCCCUCGGAUCCAAAAUGGCUCACAACAAGUACAUAAAAGUAGCUCAGCAUUGCUGCGCAGCGCCUCCGCCUCCCACUUCCACACACACACACACACACACACACACACACAUACAUGCACGCUCUCACUUCUUUAGGUCUUCAGGAAACCUAUAGGAUCCCAUCUGCAGUUUUAGUUCAAAUUAUGUUCAAAGUCUCAAUAUGUUUGUGAAUGCGUCCCAUUCAACCACCUGCAGCCUUCUGAUGCUGGUGUAGCAAGAAUUCAUGCAUGUCACUAAAUACUAUAAUGUACAUUUACAACAUUCCGCUCCCAUGUGAAUACAGCUCUGGGCUCAGAUGUUUGAUAUUUCAUCCUAAAUGCUUUUUACUGGUACAGGUUGCAGGGAUUCUUAUGAAUAUCAGAAUCUUACUGUUUAAUGGUUUAUUCUGUGUUGUAGACGCAAUGUUUCAGCUCUGAUUAAAUGUUUUUGAUCAUG
Molecule: messenger RNA, 6243 nt
Organism: Betta splendens (Siamese fighting fish)
Lineage: Eukaryota; Metazoa; Chordata; Actinopteri; Anabantiformes; Osphronemidae
Gene: abcb10
Product: ATP-binding cassette, sub-family B (MDR/TAP), member 10
Exons: 28
Coding region: 1-4308 (1435 amino acids)
Biological process (GO): transmembrane transport
Cellular component (GO): membrane
Molecular function (GO): ABC-type oligopeptide transporter activity; ATP binding; ATP hydrolysis activity
Source: RefSeq, a predicted model, not a curated record